Gavialis gangeticus (Gharial) is the source of this 4930-nucleotide messenger RNA. It is a transcript of the gene MMP15, whose product is annotated as matrix metallopeptidase 15. Gene Ontology annotation, cellular component: extracellular matrix. The record is from RefSeq and is a predicted model, not a curated record. Lineage: Eukaryota; Metazoa; Chordata; Crocodylia; Gavialidae. Gene Ontology annotation, biological process: extracellular matrix organization; proteolysis; collagen catabolic process. The coding region runs from base 932 to 2914 and encodes 660 amino acids. The transcript is spliced from 9 exons. Gene Ontology annotation, molecular function: zinc ion binding; metalloendopeptidase activity.
CAAGAGCAGAUGUGUAAAUCUUCCUCUGCAGCAGCCUUCUGUCUUUGAAGUGUCCUGCCCAUACCAGGCUGGGCUCAUUAGGGCUUUACAGCCUCCCUCCCCUGGAUGCUUCAGGAAGCAAUUCCCAUGCUAGUUUGGCCAGCAGUAAUGACAAUCCAGCAUAAUGCAUGUGGUGCCACAGAGUGCCUGAACUGUGCCCCCUUCCCUGAGCUCUCCUCCCAUUGGUCCCUCUCCAGUCCAGCUUGCCAACAUGUGGGACUCUAAUCCCCGCCCCGCAUGCCCUUCUGAGCUGAUGCCACGUGCUGAUGCUUCAGAGAACUGUCUUGGCUGACUGGAAUAGUUCUCAGCUUCCCUCCCCCUCCUGCCUGUAGGCAGCCUACUUGCCUCCUGCCAAGUGUUUGUUGGUAGAGACCAGCGGGGCACCCUGCGCUGAGACACCUGAUCUGAGUUUGGGGGAGGGGGAAUCAGCCUGUGGAGCACAGGGAGUUAAAAAUAACAGGUAAAUAAAAUCAAAGCAAUGGAAGAACAGGAGUGAGAGCCAAGCCCACCCCCUCCCUUGGACUGGAUUGUAAGCAGCCCUGCCCUCUCCUUUGUGCUAUGCUCAGAGCUGGGGCAGGCCUGGAGGGGCGCCUUUCUGCUAGAAAUAUCUAUGUGUAUUAGGGCAGCAGCACCCAGUGAGAUCAGGUCUCCCUUGUGCUCAGCCUACCUAACAGCAGACCGUGACCCUUGUUUCUCUGGGGCUGAAUCUCACUGCAGCAUGGAGAGUAAGGCAGAGGAUCUCCCUGCAGCCUUGUAGCUAGCUAGACCAGACAGCAAACAAAUUCCUGGGGAGUGUUGACACUGCCAGUGAGGCCACAAAGCAGGUGUGGCUCCAUUGUGGAGGCUGGGUGUUUGUGAGAACAAGGGGCAGGCUGGUGGGCAGAAACCAAAGAUGAAAGGUCCCCUGUCCACUGCCCAGCCAGCACCUGGGCUAGCAGGUCUAGAGAGAACUCAGUGCACAGUGUUGGUGCCUCCCUUGCAGGCCUGGCUUCGGCUCUAUGGCUACCUCCCACAGUCCAGUCGGCAGAUGUCCACCAUGCGCUCGGCUCAGAUCUUCAGCUCCGCCCUCUCCGAGAUGCAGAGGUUUUAUGGGAUCCCAGUGACAGGCAUCCUGGAUGAGGAAACCAAACUGUGGAUGAAGCGGCCCCGCUGCGGUGUCCCAGAUCAGUUUGGAGUCAAGAUCAAAGCCAACAUGCGACGGAAGCGGUACGCGCUCACUGGGCGGCGCUGGAGCCAAACCCACCUCACCUUCAGCAUCCAGAACUACACAGAGAAGCUGGGGUGGUACCACUCAUAUGAAGCCAUUCGCCGAGCCUUCAGGGUGUGGGAGCAGGCCACCCCUCUGGUCUUCCAGGAGAUUCCCUAUGAUGAUAUCCGGAACAAGAGGAAGAAGGAGGCUGACAUCAUGGUGCUUUUUGCCUCUGGUUUCCAUGGAGACAGUUCCCCUUUUGACGGUGUGGGGGGCUUUCUGGCCCACGCAUAUUUCCCUGGCCCUGGGAUGGGAGGGGACACGCACUUCGACUCAGAUGAGCCCUGGACGCUUGAGAACACCGAAUUGUCUGGGAACAACCUCUUCCUGGUGGCCGUCCAUGAGCUGGGGCACUCGCUAGGGCUGGAACACUCCAGCAACCCCAGUGCCAUCAUGGCGCCCUUCUACCAAUGGAUGGACACGGAGAACUUCCAGCUGCCGGAGGAUGAUCUCAAGGGCAUUCAGCAGCUGUACGGUACCUCUGAUGGAAGGCCUCAGCCCACCAGGCCCCUCCCAACUGUGACACCCCAGAGACCUGGAAGGCCAGAUCAUAGACCCCCCAGGCCACCUCCCCCUGGUAAGCCAGACCGGCCCCCAAGACCAGGCAGCCCAGACCACCCCAGAACCACGGACCGCCCUGACCAGUACGGGCCAAACAUCUGUGAUGGGGACUUCGACACCGUGGCUGUGCUACGCGGGGAAAUGUUUGUGUUUAAGGGUCGCUGGUUCUGGAGAGUUCGCCAUAACCGUGUGCUUGACAACUACCCCAUGCCCAUCGGGCACUUUUGGAGGGGCCUUCCUGGGGACAUUGAUGCUGCUUAUGAGAGACACGAUGGCAAAUUCGUGUUCUUCAAAGGGGAUCGGUACUGGCUAUUCCGAGAGGCAAACCUGGAGCCGGGGUAUCCACAGCCCCUUACCAGCUAUGGGCAGGGCAUCCCGUACAACAAGAUCGACACUGCCAUCUGGUGGGAGCCCACAGGACACACCUUCUUCUUCCAAGGCGACAGGUACUGGCGCUUUAAUGAGGACGCCCAUGCUGUGGAUCCUGGCUACCCAAAGCUGAUCACUGUGUGGGUGGGAAUCCCCUCUACCCCAAAGGGGGCUUUCCUGAGCUCAGACGCUUCCUACACCUAUUUCUAUAAAGGCACCAAGUACUGGAAGUUCGACAAUGAGCGUCUGAAGACAGAGCCAGGCUACCCCAAAUCCAUUUUACGGGAUUUCAUGGGCUGCCAUGAGGAGCUGGUGCCAGACCCUGACCGCCGAUGGCCUGACCUGGACAGGCCUCCUUUCAACCCAGAUAGCGGGGGCACUGGCAGUGACCAGAACAAGGAAGAAGGGGAGGCUGGAACACACCCUGGUGGCAGGGAGGAGGAAGAAGAGGAUGAAGGAAACGAGGAUGAGGAGGACUACAGUGAGAGCGGGCCUGGCACAGACAAGGGCAGCGAUGUUGACAUCGUGGUGCAAAUUGACGAGUACACACGGACCAUGAGCAUCGUUAUGGUGAUGGUGCCUCUGGUCCUGCUGCUCUGCAUUCUGGGCCUCAUCUAUGUCAUCAUCCAGAUGCAGAGGAAGGGGGCUCCCCGGAUGCUGCUGUACUGCAAGCGUUCCUUGCAGGAGUGGGUUUGACCCUGGACGGCCCCUGCGUUCUCCUGGAUCCCUUCAGUGUCCCUCCCCCUACCACCAUGGUGCUAACAAUGAAGCUUGAGAAGAGAAAGCCCCCCCGAACCAUUCUCUCUUAGCCGGUCUAUUUAUACCGAGAUUUUGCACAUUGAGUUGGAUGCGCUCAGCUGGGCCUGCCUGCCCCUCAGUUGCUUUGCCUUGUGUGUGUGGGAGAUGCCUCCUGGACCCCUCCUCACCCACCUGGCUACCUGCCUUUUCUCAGCCCAGAUUGAGGAGCACAGCAGAAGAACUUACCUGGGGCCCCUUCCUGCCAGGCACUGGGGGCAAGGCAGCCACCCCACAAACCAGUUUGCUCUGUCACCCCUCCCCGGUAAGGCAAGCUGGCCUGUGCCCUUCAGCCAUUGAUUUCUUCUGGCUGCAGGCCUGGGCUUAGAGGCUGGUCUUUGAGGGUCAAGCAUUUGUUGGGGAAGGAACAAGGAGUUCCUGUGUCUGCCUCGCAGGAAACAUAUGGACCCCAGGCAAAGAGCAGGUGCUGUGUAGCUUCCCCUUACAGAGCCAAAGCCCCAGUGCAUUGGUGGGCAUUUGGACUUUGUGCCCUCUUCUCAGCUCUCCUUUCUGGUGCAAACUCUGUGCAGCACCCCAUCCAUGCCUAAUGGGACAGAACUGUCAGCACCCCUCAGCUCGGUGCCUCCCUGACAGGGCUCUGAGCCCAGCACCAAGGACCAGCCUCUAGGAUGUUUCCAGUUGUCGCGCGCGCGUGCGUGCGUGCGUGUGUGUGUGCAUUGUCUGUCCCCCUACCACUGUGUCCCUGCCCUAAAACAUGGGGGAGAUCCCUUCUGUGUGCUUCACAGGCAGUCAGAAGGUAAUUCUCCAGGGAAAUGUCCCCCAACCUCACCCCAUCCCCAGCCUGCAAGGGAAAAUAGUGCAUCCACAGCAGAACAUCACAGGCCCUAUUGGUAUUGCCCCAGCUGCUGGGCUCCUAAGAGAAGUCCUGGCCCUUUGGCAGUAUCCAGGAGACCCUCUGGCAAGGGCUUUUGUUUCCCCUUCCCCCUGGGCUUGGUGAGAGGUUGGAGGUGCCAGCCCCAGCCAUCUUCCUACAUUAGGUGAAGGAGCUGCUCAGUGCACUGAUACAGAGGUGUGGGACACCACUGCUCUGUACCCUUAUCACAUUGCCCCAUUCUGACAUUGCUAACUUCUAGCAGCAUCUUUUCCUCAUGCUUAGUGCACACAGCAGCUGCAGGGCUGGGGGUAAGGCCCUUUUUGGAGACCUUACCUCAGAGCCCUCCUUGGGCUUUGGACAUUGGGUUUCCAUGAUGUUUCCACACCAGAUCAUAGCAGGGGCCAGUGACAUGGGGUGGGAGGUGAAGAUGGUUGUGUUGUCAGCUGGAGAACUAGAUUUAACACCUGGUUUAGCUCACAAGUGACAUGAGUUCAAUGGUUUCAGUCUCUAGUGGGAAUCUGAAUGGGGGUUGGCCUGACUGAACUGAAGUCCCUGUUUUGGAGGGACAACAGGGUUACAAUAGCAAGGGGGUGGCAGGGCAAGAGUGAAGGGCAUCGGCUGAGCUGAGGGGGACCCAGGACUGGGGUUGUUGCAGGGCAGGUUGAGGGGCAGUGGCAGAGCUGAAGGUGCCAGAGAAGCUGCCUCCACCUGUACUUGCCCCAUGCUCCUCUCAGACUGCUGCUGAUUAUCCUCUUGACCCCUGUCCAGUAUAACUCAAUGCCCCUUGGCUCCCACAGUCUGCUGAGCCGCUUUCUGGCUGGGGGGGUGCCAGAGGGAGGUGGAGAUAACAUCAUUGUAUUUGUUUCCUGUUUAACUGUUUGUAUCUGGGAAACGAGGGGGGGGGAGGGGUGUGUAUCCUAAAGAUAGCCGAGGUCUUAGAGACCUGGGAAAGCUUGCUAGGAACUGAGCAGCCAGUGCUUUCAGCCCAAGCACUUCAUGCUGCUCAAUUCCCACUGGGGCCUCCACUGAGUUGGAAGAUGCUCUUGUGUUUGAAACCACAUACUAAACUGCUUUUCAUCUGC